Hypanus sabinus (Atlantic stingray) is the source of this 4998-nucleotide messenger RNA. It is a transcript of the gene lctlb, whose product is annotated as lactase-like b. Gene Ontology annotation, molecular function: beta-glucosidase activity. The transcript has 14 exons. Gene Ontology annotation, biological process: carbohydrate metabolic process. The coding region runs from base 757 to 2448 and encodes 563 amino acids. Lineage: Eukaryota; Metazoa; Chordata; Chondrichthyes; Myliobatiformes; Dasyatidae. The record is from RefSeq and is a predicted model, not a curated record.
CAGAAGUUACAGGUGAUCACAAUUCAUCUUGUAGUUGGAAAACUGUUAGGUUACCUAUUAAUUUUAUUUGUCACAUGUACAUACAGUGAAAUGCAUUGUUUUGCAGCAAUGGCCAACACAAUCCAAGGAGGUGCUGGGGGCAGCCCGCAAGUGUCGUCAUGCUUGUGGUGUCAACUAGAAUGUGUAAACCCCACAGGAACUUUGUAAUGAGGAGUUUGCGUUUUCUGUGCAGGAAUUCUCAGAGGAGUGAACUAUACUCAUUAUGAAGGGUCUAAAGCCAGGGGAAGAGUGAAGUUAAACGUGUUUUCAUUAGUUGCCACUGGGCAGCAGAUCCCAACCUGCAACCACACUGUAGGCCCUCGUAUGAAAGCAGGUAUUUGCUUGCAUUCAGAACUAUUCCUAUGAAAACCACCCAGGGCUCAUCGUCACACUCUGGGUAAUGUCAUCAAAAAUGAACACAAAAGUUGUUUACAAAGAGAUUUGCCAAGUUCAGCUAAUUUUUCUAACGCAUCAAUGAGUUUAAAAGGACCUUCUCUCUCUGUUUGGAACCAAUGAAUAGUUUGCUAGAUUUUUCUCUGCAUUUAUACAUUUUUUUUGGACUAUGUAGGGCUGCGGGAUGGGCAGGAUAUCAAACAGUGAGUGUUUGGUAUUGGUGGCAUCUCUCCAUCCUGAUAAAUGAAGAAAGCUUAGCAGGCUGUGGAAAGGAGCUGUGAUUGGUCAGAAGAGUGACGGUGCUGGACCGAGUCGGGCUGAGGGAUGAUGCAGACUGUAGUUUUGCACAGCAUUCUACUGCCUCUGUGCUUGACCCUGAACUUCGACUGGACAAGAGAUCACCGAGGAUCCUUCUAUUAUGGGACCUUCCCUGCUGGUUUCUCCUGGGGUGUGGGCAGUUCUGCCUACCAGACAGAGGGAGCAUGGGAUCAAGAUGGGAAAGGACCGAGUAUCUGGGAUGUAUUCACCCACAAGAAAGGAAAAGUACUCCUGAAUGAAACAGGGGAUUCAUCAUGUGAAAGCUAUUAUAAAUUCAAGGAGGACAUCGCCUUACUGAAGGAGCUGAAGGUCAAUCAUUAUCGCUUUUCCAUCUCUUGGCCUCGAAUCAUACCCACAGGGAUAAAAGCUGAGCAAGUGAAUGAAAAGGGAAUCAACUAUUAUAAUGAACUUAUAAAUGCCUUGGUGGAGAGCAGAAUCCAGCCCGUUGUCACCCUGUACCACUGGGAUCUCCCACAGGUCCUGCAAGAUAGAUAUGAUGGCUGGCAGAAUGACAGUCUGGUUAACUUCUUCAAUGAUUAUGCCAACCUGUGUUUUGAGAAGUUUGGUGAUCGUGUAAAACACUGGAUUACUUUCAACAACCCCUGGUCCAUGGCUGUAGAGGGGUAUGAGCUCGGACAGCAUGCGCCAGGGUUAAAGCUGAAAGGAGUAGGAGCUUACAGGGCAGCUCACAACAUUAUUAAGGCCCACGCGACAGCUUGGCACACGUACGACAGGCUCUGGCGCAGUCGCCAAAAAGGCAUAGUGGGUAUUUCCAUCACAAGUGAGUGGGGAGAGCCGGUGGAUAUUACCAGCCUACAGGAUAUCGAGGCUGCAGAACGAUACAUCCAGUUUAAUCUUGGCUGGUUUGCCAACCCAAUUUUCAACGGGGACUACCCUCAAGUUAUGAAAGACUACAUCGGGAGGAAGAGUUCACAAGAGGGACAGGUUAGCUCGAGGCUGCCCACCUUCACUCCGCAGGAGAAAUACUUCAUCAAAGGCACGGCAGACUUCUUUGGACUGGGUCACUUCACAACCCGUUACAUCACUAGCAAGAAUUACCACCACAGCAAGGGGCCAAGUUAUCACACCGAUCGUGACCUAGUGGAACUCGUUGACCCACAAUGGCCAGACCCAGGAUCUGACUGGCUGUACUCUGUCCCCUGGGGCUUCAGGAGAAUCCUCAACUUUAUAAAGGGUCGCUAUGGUAACCCCAGGAUCUAUGUGACAGAAAAUGGAGUUUCGGAGAAACAUCUGUGUACUGAGCUGUGCGACGAGUGGCGAAUGCAGUAUAUGAACAAUUACGUUAACGAGAUUCUUAAAGCUAUUAAGGAUGGUGUUCAAGUGAAGGGUUACACAUCAUGGUCACUGCUGGAUAAGUUUGAAUGGGACGAAGGGUAUUCAGAAAGGUUCGGCCUUUACUACGUUGACUUUAACACUAAGCACAAAAGGAGGUAUCCCAAAGCUUCAGUUCAAUAUUACAAAAAGAUGAUCAGCUCUAAUGGAUUUCCCAACCGGAGAGAGAUUGAAAUUUGGCUGCGCAAGGCUGCAGAAGCAUGUUCAACCACCAAUGCACUGCUUGCUGCAGAUCCUCUAAUCAAUCAUAUGGAAAUGGUGACUGAGAUUGUGGUCCCAACUGUGUGUACCCUCUGUAUACUCCUGAGUGCUCUUUUACUGAUGUUCUUACUUCGGAAACAAUGAGAAACCUAGACUGCUAUUACAGUAUAUGAUGCUACAUAUGCAAGAAAAAAAGGCUUGUUAACGGUUUGUUUCUUCAGAAAGUUGGUUGAAAUAAGAACAUUUUAAUAAAAAUUGGAUUUGGUAUUUCGUCAGCAUCAUCUUAAAAAAUAUUGUUUUUUUUCCAGUGAAUGAAUAUUAAAUCUUGGAAUAAUAAAAUUAUUUUACUAACAAAACCAUCAUCCAAACCUCCAAUUCAUAUUCCAUGACUGAGGUGAAGGAAUUCACAACAUGGUAAAGGAUAUCAGCAGUUCCUUCCCUAAAGGACACGGUGUACAAUCCAAAGUUAACAACGGUUAACUACUGACACAAGAUAAUAAGUACCACCACCAAAUGCAAUAUGUAUAGUGACAAUGAUAUUAUUUCAUGCCAAAGCCAAUACAGGUCAAGCUGAAUUAAUCAGCCAAGCUUUCAAUGUGUCAUGUUUAAGCCCAUAACAACAUGGUCCAAAAAAUACUGUGUCAGUCAGUUAAACACAUAUUGGUGAAUUAAUAAUAAUGGAUAGACAUGUGCCUAGUUCAUAUUAUAUACUCAAUGACAUAUUUUUGUCUUCAAAAAUAUUUUUAAAUUAAUCUAUUACAUAUUUGGCUGAUAAACGUGACAGUGGUCAGGGGUUUUGUUCAAAUAAAAUUACCUUUGAAAGGCUCAAAUCUUCAGGUAAUAAUUACUAACUUGUAAAAUAGGUAUCAAAAGCAAUUUGAAGCUAAUUUCAAGUCCAUUAUAUGAAAUUAAAACCUCAGCCAGGUACAGGAGAUCAUAUGACAUAUUUGUCACUCGUAGCGUUUGAAUUUAUUUGUGGCAUGCCAAUUCUUAGUUUUUCUGAAAUAAAAUUUAGAUCGCCCUUUUAGUAAUUGUGGUAUAAUUUAGUAAACCGUUCCAACAGUAGAUCAUCAAACUGAACCAUUAGCAACAUAUAUAAAGUGCUGGAGGAACUCAGUGGGUCAGGCAGCAUCUAUGGAGGGAAAUGAAGUCAACAUUUUGGUCCAACACCCUUCAUCAGGACUGGAAUAAAAUGGCAGUAGCCAGAAUGAAAGGAUAGAGGGAGGGGGAGGAGCACAAGCUGGCAGGUAACAGAUGAAUCCAGAUGAGAGGGGAUGGUAGGAAGAUGGGAAGAGAAUAACGUGACAAGUUAAGAGGUGAAAGAAGCAAAGGGCUGAAGAAGGAAUCUGACAGGAGAGGACAGUCUACCAUAGAAUAAAGGGACAGAAGAAGUGAACCAGAGGGAGGAAGAUGUAGGUAAUGGACCGGUCUUGAGGCUGGAGGAGGGAAAGGUUACUGCAAGUUAAAGGAAUCAAUAUUGCUGCCAUCCAGUUGAAAGUCCCAAGAUGGAAGAGAGGUAUUGCUCAUCCAAUCAGCAUCUGGCCUCAAUGUGGCAAUUUAGGAGGCUCUGGAUAGAUAUGUCGGUGUAGAAAUGUGAAGUGGAAUUCAACUGGCUGGUCACCAGGAUAUCCUGGCUGUUACAGCAGAUGAUUAAUGGUGAUGAGAGAUCUUGUUAGAGAUGGCAGAAGUUGCCGAGAGUAAUGUGUUGGAUGUAGAAGUUCAUAGUAUGGUAAGUAAGAACAAGUAGAAAACACUAUCCGUUAUGUCAGGAGGGAUGGAGUGAGGGCACGUGUAGGAAAUGGAGGAGAUGCAGGUGAGGGCUGUAUGUAUAGCAAUGAAGGGGAAACCUAAUCUUCUGGAAAAAAAAAAGAGCUGAUCUUGAAUGUCCUGGAAUGAAAAGUCUCAUCAUGAGAAGAGAUGUGGUGGACAGAGGAGAGCUGAGAGAAGGAAAUGGCAUCCUUGCCUGUGGUAGGGUGGGAAGAACCAUAAUCAAGGUUACUGUAGGAGUCAGUGGGUUUGUAAAAGGUGUUAGUAGAUAUUCUGCCUCCAUCUUCAGAGGUCAAGAAAGGGGAGAGAGGUUUCAGAGAUGGACCAAGUGAAUUUGAGGACUGGGUGGAAGCUGGUGAUGAAGUUGAUGAAAUUGACAAGCUUGGCAUGUAUGUACAUAGCAGCACCAAUGCAGUCAUCAAUGUAAUGGAGAAAGUUAGGGAGCGUUAGCAAUGUAGUUUGGAACAUGGUUUGCUCCACGAAGCCGACAAAAAAGCAGACAUAGCUGGGGCCUAUGGCUAUACCUUUGAUCUGGAGAAAUGGGAAGAGCCGAAAGAGAAGUUAAGGGUGAGUAGAUCUACCAGAGAGGAAGGUAGUGGCAGAGGGUCUGUAACCAAGAAAGAAGUCUCCCUAAUGGUGGAUGGAAUUGUACAGGUACUAGGCAUCAAUGGUUAAAUGAGGUGGUUAGGGCAGGGGAACUAAAGGUGUUUUGUACUCCACAAAUGCUGUCAGCUGAGUAUCUCAGCAUUCAAUUGUUUUUAUUUCUAAAUUAUUUUGCUUUUCAGACCAAGUGUUUUGAACUGGUUACUAAGCAAUACUAAAGAAAGUUUUGAGAUUUCUAAUGUUGAACCUGUAAUCAAUGCCUGUAGUGGGCUGGCUAAUUCCUCUUGAUCAGUAAAAGGUGCAAAGUUAUUAAGCAUUCAAAGU